AUGGCUCCUGAACCAUUCUUUAACAAGAGACAACGUUUAAAUCCUGUAGACCAAAAUGAUCACCUUAAACCAUGGGUUGAGAAAUAUAGGCCAAAGAAGCUAGACGAUGUUGCUGCUCAAAAACACGCAGUAACCGUUUUGAAGAGAACUCUACAGUCUGCUAAUCUUCCACAUAUGCUGUUUUAUGGGCCUCCUGGUACUGGUAAAACUUCAACGAUCUUGGCUCUUACUAAGGAGUUAUUUGGCCCUGAAUUAAUGAAGAGUAGAGUGCUGGAACUUAACGCUUCUGAUGAACGUGGUAUUUCAAUUGUUAGGGAGAAAGUCAAAAACUUUGCAAGAUUAACUGUAACAAAUCCUACUAAAGAAGACCUAGAGCGCUAUCCAUGUCCUCCAUAUAAGAUUAUUAUUUUGGACGAGGCAGAUUCGAUGACUGCAGAUGCUCAAAGUGCAUUGCGUAGAACUAUGGAGACCUAUUCGACAGUAACAAGGUUCUGUUUGAUUUGUAACUACGUUACACGUAUUAUAGAUCCAUUAACCUCGAGAUGUUCUAAGUUCAGAUUUAAGCCUCUAGAUGAAACAAAUGCGCUGUCACGUUUACAGUAUAUCGCAAAGGAAGAAGGAUUGACAUGUUCUGACAAAGCUUUAGUAAAAACUCUGGAUAUUGCGGAGGGUGAUUUGAGAAGAGCCAUCACGUUAUUACAGUCUGCUGCGAAGGCUAUUUCGUUUUCUGACUCGAAAGAAAUUACUAGUCGACAGAUAGAAGAAUUGGCUGGUGUUGUGCCAGAUGAAAUACUAAUGCAAUUGAUUGAUAAGGUAAAUUCCAAGAACUUGGACGAUAUAAUCAAAUAUGUGAAUGACUUCAUUAAGAGCGGUUGGAGUGCAUCCUCGGUUAUUGCACAGCUACAUGAUUAUUACGUCAACAAUAACGAGUUAGGGACCAAGUUCAAGAACGAAGUAUUUAAACUACUAUUUGAGACUGACAGCAGGUUAACACACGGUACAAAUGAACACCUGCAACUCCUCAACCUUGUAAUGAAGAUUUCCCAGCUUUAA
This is a messenger RNA of Eremothecium sinecaudum, 1053 nucleotides long. It is a transcript of the gene RFC2, whose product is annotated as replication factor C subunit 2. Gene Ontology annotation, molecular function: ATP hydrolysis activity; DNA binding; ATP binding. The record is from RefSeq and is a predicted model, not a curated record. Gene Ontology annotation, cellular component: nucleus; DNA replication factor C complex. The transcript has a single exon. Bases 1 to 1053 code for a protein of 350 amino acids. Gene Ontology annotation, biological process: DNA repair; DNA-templated DNA replication. Lineage: Eukaryota; Fungi; Ascomycota; Saccharomycetes; Saccharomycetales; Saccharomycetaceae.